UUUUUCUAGCCUAUUCUCCCAAACAUUCCGUUGUAACUGAGAAAAUUCCCUCUCCUCCUCACGUUGCACAUCAUCAACAAAUGAGUGGAGGUGACGAAAUUACGGAAGCAAAAAUAUCUGAAAUUGAAGAGAAGCCUAAGAAUGAUGGAGGAGAAAAGACACCUGAAAAACUACAUACUCCACCUUCUUCUCCUCUUACUCCGCAUUCUUCUCCUCUUCCUUCACAUCCCACUCCAAUGAAGGACAAUCAUCAAAUGGUGCGUAAACCCAGCAUUAAGGAUCAUUUUAAUAACUUCGGUCGUAAAUUGUCGGAAACUGUGGCGAAUCAUCCAAUUUUCGCACCGGUUAGAUGGAUUGGUGGAAGAUUGAAUGCUUUAAAAAACUUAUUUGGGAAGAAAAAGGAAGAUUUAAAAGCUAAGAAAGCCCUUACAAUGAAACCUAUUGGAGGAGAAGAACAUCAUCAAAAGGAUCAUCCGAAAGAUAAAGGACCUAAACAUGAGGAACAACAUGGAAAGGAUCACGGAAGCCCCAAAAAAGGACAUGAAAGCCCUAAAAAGGAACAUGGAAGCUCCAAAAAAGGACACGAAAGCCCCAAAAAGGAACAUGUAAAAGACCACGGAAGCCCCAAAAAGGAACCUGGAAGUCCUAAAAAGGUAGAGGAACAUCAUAAAGGGGAAGCAAGUGGCCAUCCUCAUCAAAAAGAAGGAAAACCGGAAAAGAUUGGUCAUUGA
This is a messenger RNA of Meloidogyne enterolobii, 731 nucleotides long. NCBI's taxonomy places the organism in Eukaryota, Metazoa, Nematoda, Chromadorea, Rhabditida, Meloidogynidae. The record is from the annotation of a GenBank genome assembly.